GUGCCUCUGGCCACUCUUGAAAUCCUCCUCCCUCCCCUAUUCCUGGCUCCUCACCCUUUCUGCCACCCUGCAGAAGAUGGGGACUUUCACUGUGUGUGUGUAAAAACCAUGUCCAAAGUCAAUGCUGAAUACAUCUUCAAACUGGAGGUGAUCAAGGCAGGACCCCACUGUGCCACCGCCCAGAUGAUAGCUACACUGAAGAGUGGAAGGAAAAUUUGCCUUGAGCGGCAGGUCUCCCUCUUUAAGAGAUUAAUGAAGAAACUCCUGGACAGUUAGUUUCUACCUGGCUAAAUGUGUAUUUUGCUAUAAAACAUGUUUGGGUGUUUCCCCCCACCCCACCCCACCCCACCCCCACACACAUUGGCUCUAACUAAAAAAGAAUCUUCUAUUGCUUAUAUUAUCCUUCAAAUCUUAAAUAAAUAAAUAAUAUGAAUCAA
This is a messenger RNA of Marmota flaviventris (yellow-bellied marmot), 437 nucleotides long. NCBI's taxonomy places the organism in Eukaryota, Metazoa, Chordata, Mammalia, Rodentia, Sciuridae. The record is from RefSeq and is a predicted model, not a curated record.